GGCCGCCCGGCGGAGCUGCGGGAGCCGCUGCCCAUGGAGGGGGGCCGGAAGAGGCGCCGCGAGGCGGAGGGGGAGCAGGGGGACCAGGCGGGGCCCCCCAGCUCCGUGCCCGAGGGGCUGGAGGAGCUGUUCGCCUCGCUCAGCUCCCUGCGCUCCGAGGUCGAGCAGCUGAGACGCCCCCUGGGCACCCCUGAGAGCCCAGCCCGCGUCUGCAAGGAGCUGCAGCUGUGUCACCCCCACUUCCCUGACGGCGAGUACUGGAUCGACCCCAACCAGGGCUGCGCUCGAGACGCCUUCAAGGUUUUCUGCAACUUCACAGCGGGUGGUGAGACCUGCCUGUUCCCAGACAAGAGAUUCCAGAGU
This is a messenger RNA of Chelonoidis abingdonii (Abingdon island giant tortoise), 363 nucleotides long. RefSeq names its product collagen alpha-2(XI) chain-like. The record is from RefSeq and is a predicted model, not a curated record. Lineage: Eukaryota; Metazoa; Chordata; Testudines; Testudinidae. Gene Ontology annotation, molecular function: extracellular matrix structural constituent.